UAGAGAGAGAGGGGGGAAAAAAGAGCAAUGGAGGAAUCCAUCGGAAAAUUCUGCAAGACGGUGACGAAAUUCUGCAACCACCUCCAAACGAGCUGCACCGCCCUGAAGGAGUCCGUCGACCGCCGCCCAAUCCCCCUCGAUUCUGCAUCUACAACUUUCGUUCAAAGCGUGAAUCAGAGGGUGUCCGCCGCCGGCGACGACCUGAACAUGCUGGAAUCCAUGUCCUUCGCCACCGUGUCGUUUGAGGAGCUCCUGGGACACUGCAAUGAGGUGUUGAAGAAGAACCAAAAUGACAUUUUUGCCCUCCAGGAUCACCUCAGCUCCUCCUCUAGCUACAAUCUCCCACUUGAUUUCGAUGAAGAAGAUAUCACGACGGGUGAUAGCGCAUUGGACGAUUUCUCACCAGGAAAUAGCAGCGACAAGUCCAAGAAUAAUGAUUCUGAAGAAGAGGAUGUACUGCUUGACGACUCGCUGAGCUUAAAGAAUUUCGGGAUCUCUGAUGUUUCUCUUGCAACCAUUGCAUCUCAGUGUGGUGAAGGUGGCACUAACUUUGAGAUUGAUGAACCUGAUUUUCAGAUAGGGGAAACAAUUGAUGAUCUUGACCAAUAUGAAGUUUCUGGGUGUCUUUUGAAUAUCUCGAGAGAUGAUUAUGAAAGUCUCCCCAAACACAUGAAGGGUUUGGCACCCUGGGAGGAUCUCCUAGAUGCGGUUGAAAAGAUGAACUCAUGCAUAGCGACAAAGAAAACAAAACCGGUCACCUUCAGACAAGAUGAAAUUGAAUUUCUGCAAUUAGGCAGUAAGGCGAGAUCUUACCUUUUGCUGCUCAUAAAAAUGAAUCGCCUAUGCAUUCAGACGACUGAUGGCGUUAUCUCCUAUGCAGUUACAGACCACCAAUGAUAGGCUUAUCUUUCUCUAGUACUUUUUAUCCGUUUGUUGUCUGAAAUUUUGUUCUGCAUAAUUGGUUAAGAAUCACUGAGCUGUUGAAAUUUUCACAUUCUUGCUGAUGGCUGCAUAACAUUCUUCUUUCAUAGAAAUACAUUAUUUGACCAAUAACUUGAUUUAGGUUUUUUUAGUAGCAUGGUUAUUGUAGCGCCCCGUUCGUUUAUUA
This is a messenger RNA of Striga asiatica, 1108 nucleotides long. The record is from the annotation of a GenBank genome assembly. Lineage: Eukaryota; Viridiplantae; Streptophyta; Magnoliopsida; Lamiales; Orobanchaceae.